ACCGGCAGGUGGCGGGGGGAGUCCGAAUGCGCUGCAGGGCCAGCGGUGAAAACACGGAUCUUUACGUUACUUCUGCUAAUAAAGCAGUUUAGUUUAAUGUGGAUCAAAUGCACCGCGGUUCAUGUGAUCCGUGUGCUGAAGUUUAUCGGCUCCUAACUUACAGAAAUCAGCUGCACAUCUGACGGAUUGGGACCUGGACCUGGUGUCAGCACUGAGUGAGGACCAACUUCAGUUAACAGCAGCACACAGAAAAUGCUGCAGAAAUGAUAGCAGCUCACGAGUUACACACCGAGUACACCUACCCUCAUGAAACAGAUACUCAGUUCUCUUCAGAUACAGACUUGGAGGAUCCUGAUGGGCGGAGCCUCAGACCUGGUAAAGGAAAGAAGGGGAAGAAGACAGUGGUGCGUGCUCAGGGUCGAGUGAAUGGCCAUCAUCAGGAGAAUGGAACAGAGAACCUCACACUUUUUGAGAUCAUCAAAUUGGGCAAGAGUGCCACUCAGUCAGUGGUAGAUGACUGGAUUGAGGCAUAUAAAAGUGACCGUGAUGCUGCUCUACUGGACCUCAUUAACUUCUUCAUACACUGCUCCGGCUGUAAAGGUGCUGUGAGUUCAGAGAUGUUUCGUCACAUGCAGAACUCUGAGAUCAUCAGGAGGAUGACUGAGGAGUUUGAUGAGGACAGCGGAGAUUAUCCCCUGACCAUGGCAGGUCCUGUGUGGAAGAAGUUCCGCUGGGGUUUCUGUGAAUUUAUCGGUGUGUUGGUACGUCAGUGUCAGUACAGCAUCAUCUAUGACGAGUACAUGAUGGACACGGUCAUCUCUCUCCUCACCGGCCUGUCUGACUCACAGGUCCGAGCCUUCAGACACACGUCCACUCUCGCAGCAAUGAAGCUCAUGACAGCGUUGGUGAAUGUUGCUCUGAAUCUGAGCAUCAACAUGGACAACACACAGAGACAGUACGAGACCGAGCGCAACAAGAGUCUGGGGAAGAGAGCCAAUGACCGCCUGGAGCUUCUACUACAGAAACGCAAGGAGCUCCAGGAGAACCAGGACGAGAUUGAGAACAUGAUGAAUGCCAUCUUUAAAGGCGUGUUUAUUCAUCGAUACAGAGAUGCAAUAGCGGAGAUCAGGGCGAUCUGUAUUGAGGAAAUUGGUGUGUGGAUGAAGAUGUACAGUGAUGCAUUUCUGAAUGACAGCUACCUGAAAUAUGUGGGCUGGACCAUGCACGAUAAGCAGGGGGAGGUUCGGUUGAAGUGUCUGACUGCUCUGCAGGGUUUGUAUUAUAACCGAGAGCUGAACACCAGACUGGAGCUGUUCACCAGCCGAUUCAAGGACCGGAUUGUGUCCAUGGCACUGGAUAAAGAGUAUGAUGUUGCAGUUCAGGCCAUUAAACUCCUCACACUCGUCCUGCAGAGCAGUGAUGAGGUGCUGACAGCAGAGGACUGUGAGAGUAUAUAUCACCUGGUUUACUCUGCCCACCGUCCCAUCGCUGUGGCAGCAGGAGAGUUCCUCUAUAAAAAGUUAUUCAGUCAGCGGGGUCCAGAGGAGGAGGGGCUGCCAAGGAGAGGGAGACAAUGUCUAAAUGCAAACCUCAUCAAAACCACCGUCUUCUUCUUCCUGGAGAGUGAGCUGCAUGAACAUGGUGCGUACCUCGUGGACAGUCUGUGGGAGUGUGGAUCAGAACUGUUGAAGGACUGGGAGAGUUUCAUCAGCCUUCUACUGGAUGAACCCUUUCCUGGAGAGGAAGCUCUAACAGACAGGCAGGAGACGGCUCUGAUUGAGAUCAUGCUGUGUGCCGUCAGACAGUCGUGUGAGUGUCACCCACCUGUCGGCCGUGGGACAGGGAAGAGAGUCAUGACAGCAAAGGAAAAAAAAACACAGCUGGAUGAUCGGACCAAAAUCACCGAGAUCUUUGCGGUCGCCCUGCCCCUGCUCCUGGCCAAAUAUUGUGUGGAUGCUGAGAAAGUGACAAACCUUCUGCAGUUACCUCAGUAUUUUGAUCUGGAGAUCUACACCACAGGGCGACUGGAAAAGCACCUGGAUGCACUUCUUCGUCAGAUCCGUGAUGUGGUGGAGAAGCACACAGACACAGGAGUGUUGGAGGCGUGUUCGAUGACGUUCCAUGCUCUGUGUAAUGAGGAGUUCACUAUCUACAAUCGUGUGGAUAUCACGCUGAGCCAGUUGAUGGACGAGCAGAUUGACAAGCUUAACCGCCUGCUCGACGACUUCCUCAGUGAGGGUGAAGAGCCUGACGAAGAUGACACAUUUCAGGUUUUAUCAACACUCAGGAGAAUCACAGCUUUUCACAAUGCCCAUGACCUGACUAAAUGGGAUUUGUUCAGUUGUAACUACAGACUACUGAACACAGGACUGCAGAAUGGAGACAUGCCUGAACAGAUUGUGGUCCAUGCUAUGCAGUGUACUCAUUAUGUCGUCCUGUGGAACCUGGCAAAGGUCUCAGAAGGCAGCUCCACACAGGCUGACCUGGUGACCUUGAGGAAGCAGACACGAGCGUUCUGUUUAAUGUGUCAGCGGUACCUCAGCAGCCUCAGCAUGGCUGUUAAAGAGCAGGCCUUCACUAUACUGUGUGAUGCGUUAAUGAUCUUUAGUCAUCAGAUCAUGGCAUCAGGUCGGGAUGUUCUGGAGCCGCUGGUGUUCAGUCCCGACUCGUCCCUGCAGAGUGACCUCCUCAGCUUCGUCCUCGAUCACGUCUUCAUCGAGCAGGACGAUGACGGCAGCACUGACGGACAGCAGGAUGAUGAAGCAGGGAAGAUCGAGGCUCUACAUAAGCGCAGAAACCUGUUAGCAGCUUACUGUAAACUGAUCAUCUAUAAUGUAGUGGAGAUGAGCACUGGAGCUGACAUCUUCAAACAGUACAUGAGAUACUAUAAUGAUUACGGUGAUAUCAUAAAGGAGACGAUGAGCAAGACGAGACAGAUUGAUAAGAUUCAGUGUGCCAAAACCCUCAUCCUCAGUCUGCAGCAGCUGUUUAAUGAGAUGCUCAGUGAACUAGGCUGUAACGUUGAUCGUUCGUCUGUGGCGUUCUGUGGGAUUAAAGAACUUGCUCGUCGGUUCUCCCUCACGUUUGGCUUAGACCAGCUGAAGACCCGCGAGGCCAUCGCUAUGCUGCACAAGGAUGGUAUAGAGUUUGCGUUUAAAGAGCCAAGUCCUCAGGGUGAGGGCACCCCCCCUCUCAACCUUGCCUUCCUCGACAUCCUCAGUGAGUUCUCUUCCAAACUGCUGCGCCAAGACCGCAGGACUGUACACAUGUACCUGGAGCGCUACAUGACAUUUCAGAUGUCCCUGCAGAGGGAGGAGUGUUGGCUGCCUCUCAUCUCCUACAGAAACUCUCUGCAGGCCGGAGCAGACGAUGACACGCUCUCCGUCCUCAGUGGCGUCAGUGGCCGAGGCUCCGCCCGCAGCAGGAAGCCAAGAAUAAACCCCGCCCCUUCAAAGAGGAAGCUGCCAGAGGAGGAGAGCAGCUGUAGCAGCACUGAUGCGAGUAUGUGGAUGGCUCGUGAGCAGCAGCCACAGACCCCCAUGAUGAUGUCACCACCUCACAUGAUGAUGUCAUCAUCCCAUAUGACCUCCACUGUGCUGCGGGAUGCCAAGAAGCUCCGUCCAGAGGAGGGAUACGUGGGCGUGUACACCAUGAGCAACCAAACACAGCACAAUACGUUACAGCAGCCACACACACCCAUCGACUACAAUACACAGGUAACAUGGAUGUUAGCACAGCGGCAGCAGCAGGAGAGAGCGAACAUGCAGAAUGCUAAGAUGAGGAGCCACAUGCAGCACACCAUUCGUCGAAGUGCAGGUCUGAUGGAGGAUGAUGAAGAGCCAAUUGUUGAAGAUGUAAUGAUGUCAUCAGAGCAGCGAUUAGAAGACCUGAACGAGGGCAUGGACUUCGACACCAUGGACAUCGACCUGCCUGCAUCUAAAAACCGACGUGAGCGGACUGAGCUCAAACCUGACUAUUUUGACCCCGCCUCCAUUAUGGACGACUCUGUGCUGAAUGUGUCGAUGUUCUGAUGGAAUCACCGUGGGACUGAGAUGCAGGACCAGUGCACUUUGUUCACUUCCUGUUUCACCCCUUUGUGUUGUUGCCUGCGUGUGGGGCAGAUAGUGGAGCCUUUUAUUCUGUUUCUAUAAAUGAUAGAAAUCGACCUUUUUGAUGUUUAGAUGAUUUUAUAAAGACAAUCAGCUGUAAAUCAGAAGUUUAUAAAGCGUGUGAGGAUUUAAAUUAACUUUUUAAUUCAACUCUGUUAGACACUUUAUCAUCCUGUAGUCUGUCAGUCGCCUUAGUAACAACACUCCAGAAGCUAACUGGCUGUCAGAAUCACAUUAUUUUUAAUCAGUACAUUUCAGCUACAAACAGAAUGUCUACGUCGUCACAAUGAAGUCCAUCAGCUGUGGUGUGUCUGCUGUCUAAUGCUAAUGUAGCUAACAUGUAACUGGAGUGUAUGGUCACCAGUGUAGCAGGUACACUGACUGUACAUGUUUGUUCUUCACAACUGAUUGGGGAAUAGAUUCAUAUAUUUACAGUAAGUUUUAAAUCAGACUUGAGGACUCAGAUUCUGGUGACGUGACUGAUUCAGUGACCCUGUUCAUAUGGUGGCUAUAAGCUGUAAGUACGUUAGCUACAAUAUCGCUGUAACUCUUUCCAGCUGAAGGACUGCAUUUGAGGCAUGUUUUUUUUUUUUUUUUCCUCAAAUGAUUGUUCACAGCCUCUCAGAUUGAACACUUUUAACCAUUAUGAUAUAAUAUAUAGUUAUAUAUCUAUUAAAUAUAUAAUUCUAUAUUAUUCUACACAAACUGUGUGAAAAUGUGAAUUGGUGCUGAUUUAUUUUGUUUUAUUCUCCAUUAGAAUGUAACACUUCAGCAGAAGGUUAAAAAUAAUCUAUAAUCUUUAAAUCCUUUUAUUUGUGCUUGGCUUUUUUUGUUUAUUUUGAAAUUAUAAACCAUGAAAAGAAUAUUAAUAAGGGGGUGUGCUGUUUCCAUGGUGAUGGUAACUAAGGUGAGGGUGUAAUCAUGGUGACGGUUGCCAGGGGCUGAUGGACUGGGCAUGUUUCUUUAUCACAGUUUUGUUAGACUUCUCCCCUCAUUAGCCAUGUGUACAACUGCUGAAAGACUGUGUGUGUGUGUGUGUGUGUGUGUGUGUGUGUGUAAUAUAUUGGACUGUAUAUAAGUGUUUUUUAUUAUAUUUACAAAAGAAAAAUGUCUGCUGUUGCAUUUCCUGUUUGUAUUUAUGUCUGGAGAAAAACUUUUGGAACAAAAUAAACCCUCGGCUGUGAUUUCA
Molecule: messenger RNA, 5298 nt
Organism: Tachysurus vachellii
Lineage: Eukaryota; Metazoa; Chordata; Actinopteri; Siluriformes; Bagridae
Gene: stag2a
Product: STAG2 cohesin complex component a
Exons: 34
Coding region: 264-4031 (1255 amino acids)
Biological process (GO): sister chromatid cohesion
Cellular component (GO): cohesin complex; chromatin; nucleus
Molecular function (GO): chromatin binding
Source: RefSeq, a predicted model, not a curated record